This is a messenger RNA of Pyrgilauda ruficollis (rufous-necked snowfinch), 1474 nucleotides long. It is a transcript of the gene VWC2, whose product is annotated as von Willebrand factor C domain containing 2. Gene Ontology annotation, molecular function: protein binding. The transcript is spliced from 4 exons. Gene Ontology annotation, cellular component: AMPA glutamate receptor complex. The record is from RefSeq and is a predicted model, not a curated record. Bases 155 to 1150 code for a protein of 331 amino acids. Gene Ontology annotation, biological process: negative regulation of BMP signaling pathway. Lineage: Eukaryota; Metazoa; Chordata; Aves; Passeriformes; Passeridae.
UUUUAAAUGGCUUUGGGGAGCGGUACCGCCGAGGUGGGGUCGUGCCGGGAGGCUGCAGCGGCAUUGCUUGUCGUGGCCGGAGUAGUGGACUGUGGCUUUAUGAAGCGCUUGCCUCCGAUGUGAAUGCAGUGUCCCCUGUGGGAUGCAGUAGGUGAUGCCCAGCUCUACUGCAAUGGCAAUUGGAGCUUUCUCUAGUUCUCUUCUCGUAACCUGCUGCCUCAUGGUUGCCCUCUGUAGCUCCACCGUUCCCGUACAAAAACUGGCCAAGGCUCAAGACAAACAGGAGAUAAAGGCGAGCCAGGAAAAGAGAGAUCACACGUCUACAAGGGACAGCCAGACAGGUCCAGGGAAAAUGAAUGAGAUCGGCAGGAGCGGGAGGGAGGAGGGUAGCAGGGACUGGAAGAGCAAAGGAAACAGGAACUACUCGAACAAGGAGUCUUGGACUAAGCAAAAGCAGGCUUGGAACAGCCAGGGGACAAGCAGUAAAUCUGGGAGCAUUCAAGUGCAAGAACAGAGGGAUGCUGCUCCUGAGGAACCUCAGGUGGCUGAAGACUCAUCUCUCCCAGCAUCUGUUGCGAGCGUCACUCCCGAGCCUCCGGAGGAGUACGCCUAUCCGGACUACCGUGGGAAAGGCUGCGUGGACGAGAGCGGCUUCGUCUAUGCCAUCGGGGAGAAGUUUGCGCCGGGCCCCUCUGCCUGCCCCUGCCUGUGCACUGAGGAGGGCCCGCUAUGUAUCCAGCCCGAGUGCCCCAGGCUCCACCCUCGCUGCAUCCAUGUGGACACCACGCAGUGCUGCCCGCAGUGCAAGGAGAGGAAGAACUACUGCGAGUUCCGAGGGAAAACCUACCAGACCCUGGAGGAGUUCAUGGUUUCUCCGUGUGAGAGGUGUCGCUGUGAAGGCAAUGGCGAAGUGCUGUGCACGGUGUCAGCCUGUCCCCAGACCGAGUGCGUGGAUCCCGUGUAUGAGCCCGACCAGUGCUGUCCCAUCUGCAAAAAUGGCCCAAACUGCUUUGCAGAAACCCUUGUCAUUCCAGCAGGCCGGGAGGUGAAAACUGAUGAAUGCACUAUAUGUCACUGUACUUACGAAGAAGGCACUUGGAGGAUUGAACGGCAAGCGAUGUGCACUAGACACGAAUGCAAGCAAAUAUAGGAAAUCUACAAAUCUACAGACUUUUCGUGGUUUUUAUAAAAUAUCCCACAGCAGUGAUGAUCCAGGGAAGUCUGAAUGAGAAGAUUGUGGCGAGGCGCAAGGAAUAAAGUACUGAUAUUUUGUUUUUCAAAGUAACAUAAUACUGCAAGGCAAAGAAGUGCAUAUAUUUAAAACAUUUGGACAUAAGAAUACCUGUCUUAAAUGUGUUAUUUUCACAGUGAGUACACUUAAAUACACUAUAAAAUAUUCUAUGUAUUUCUAUAAUACCAUUAUAGAGCUUAAAAAUAAAUGUUUUAUAUAGACAAUACAGAUUGAAGUACUGUA